Molecule: messenger RNA, 838 nt
Organism: Trematosphaeria pertusa
Lineage: Eukaryota; Fungi; Ascomycota; Dothideomycetes; Pleosporales; Trematosphaeriaceae
Exons: 4
Coding region: 111-545 (144 amino acids)
Source: RefSeq, a predicted model, not a curated record
UUAGUCUCCAACUCUCCACGACGUUGCAACGGCUUCCUGCUACUUUUGUAUCUUCGAUAACAUCGUCCACCACAACAACACUUCUACUUCCCUAGUACACGGUCCCCAAAAUGCCGAUCAACUGGCAAACCCCCGAGGUCAAAGACCGCCUCCUCGCCGCCAUCCUCGCGAGCUUCGACUCCAACAUCAACUGCCGCGAAGUCGCCCGCCUCUUCGGCCCGGAGGCCACCUACAACGCCAUCGAGAACUUCCUGCGCAAGCCGAAGCAGCUGGCAAAGCGGCUCAAGGAGGAGGCUGAGGGGCGCGACGGCCGGGCGGCGAGUCCGGCGCGGGCGGCGCUGGUGAAGAAGGGCGGGACGCCGGUGACGCUUGGUGCCAAGACGGGCCGCGUGAUGAAGGGCAGGAAGAAGGGGAGUCCGGUUAAGAAGGUCAUGUUGGAUGGGGAGGAGGAUCUGUUCAGCGGUGGGUUGGGCGCGGGUGUGGGUGCGAGAGUGGGUGUGAAGAUGGAGAUGGAGAUGGAGAUGGAUGAUGAGGGGGAGAUCUGAGUCUGCUCGUUGAUCUCUCUUCCCCGUCUAUCAUUACCGUCGACUAUCGUCGUCGCUGGGUUGGGGUCUCGAGUUGGGGCGGGAAGGGGUGGACGUGCUGUGCUCUUGUGAUCGCGGCCACGGCCAUGGUCGUGGGUUCGAUGUCUUUCCUUCUUUCCCUCUUUGGGUUGGCGCGGUGGAUGAUAUGGACUUAAAGAGGUGCACACAGCGCAGCUAGCUUAGCUCAGGCCUUCCCAUCCGUCUGCGGAUGCGAAAGCAGCGUGCUGUGCUGUGCGAAAAAGCGAUGAUUCAUG